GAGUAACAAAAAGGCAAUCGCGGAUGUUUUGAGUAGACCGUGGUCAAAUAACUUGAAAUACAUGCGCGAAUAAUAGUUUGAAACAUUGGAGGCUUAUUUAUGGUGUAACGUGAAAUGGAAAUGUGUCAAUGGAAAGUCAUAAAAUAUGUAGCCUAUCUUGCCACCCUACGGCACUGUCUUUAGUUUAACAGGAAGCUCAACGAAUAUAAUUCUACUUCAUCGUAAGGGUAGGCUAGUAUAGUUUGUAGUGUUUUCAGAAGAAAGUGGACAAUUGACUGAAUCAUCAAAUUACGUGGGAUGGAUAAGGUCUCUUUACCUAUUUACACCCAUAAUUAAACGAGUUUGAAAUGUAACAAAUGACUAUGGGCAUGCCCUGUAUUCUGCGAUUCGCCGUCACAACCAGACUGCUGUCUCUGCUACUGCAGGCAUUACUGAAUACUGCCAUACCAGAUCAUAAAGCAGAUGCUUUCAGUCCUCCUCCAGCAGAAAAUCCUCUCUUUCUGGACCCCAUCACCGAAGUGCUGUUUGGGGGCCUGGGACGCUGGGAUGCCCAGCACUUCCUCUUCAUAGCAGAGCGUGGCUACGUGUUUGAGCACAACUUUGCAUUCUUCCCCCUUCUCCCGAUGGUCCUGCGAUGUGUUGCUGCUGGUUUCCUCUGGCCCUUGAGUGCCUGGCUGACGCUGCAUGGGAGGCUGUUGCUGGCCGUAGUCCUGGUGAACAGUGCACUUUUUGUCCUGAGCGCGGCUGCUCUGUAUGGCCUCAGCCGCUUGGUUCUCCAAGACCGCCGCCUGAGUCUACUGUCUGCACUCCUCUACUGCCUGACACCUGCAAAUGUCUUUCUCAUGGCCGCCUAUGCGGAAAGCCUCUUUGCUGCACUCACGUUCGGCGGCCUGUGGCUACUGGAGCGGGGGUCAACCAUUAAAGGGUGCCUAGUGCUUGGGCUGGCCACUGGCGCGCGGUCGAAUGGCUUGGUGAAUGCUGGCUUUCUGCUGUACUUGCCCUUGCAGAGAGCACUGUGUCAGGUCCAAAAGCUUAGCAGGGAGACCAUGGUGAAGGCAAGGUGUCUGCGCUAUACAUGGAUUGCCGUUCACUACACGGUCACUGCUGCUGUUGGUGUUUUUGUCAUCAUUCUGCCUUUUGGUGUCUUUCAGUACUAUGGGUAUAAAAUGUUUUGUGAGCAGCCAUCAUCAACCCAGGAACCAAUAUCUCCUAUUCUGCUGACCCUUGCCCAGGUCAAAGGCUACAGGGUACCUGAUGCAGCCUCUCCUGUGCCUCCCUGGUGCUUGAAACCUCUGCCUCUUCUCUACUCAUACAUUCAGGAUGCCUACUGGGAUGUGGGAUUUCUGAGAUAUUUCCAGUUCAAACAGAUCCCCAAUUUCUUAUUAGCCCUACCAAUAGUUACUCUAGGCUCACUAGCCGCCUAUGUAUACGUCAGGGCUGACCGAGAGUAUUGCUUGUGGCUAGGCCUCUUCAACAGACAUGCCAAGGAGAAAGAGGAGAAGCCACCCUCUGGAUUUUUCAGCAGGAAGGUUUAUGUUUACGUCGUCCACACCACGGUGCUGUUGGUGUCUGGCUUCUUUUGCAUGCAUGUACAGGUUCUUACUCGUUUUCUUGGAUCCUCUUCUCCUGUGACGUACUGGAUUACUGCUCAUUUACUUGUAUCCCAAGAACCUUUGCUGAUGGACGACCACAGUUCAGCUUCUGUGAAAGACAAGAAAGAACAGAUGCCUAUGAAUCAUUCAUUGUUUGGUAUAGUAUGGACAAGGCUGCAUCAAAAUCCUAUUACUGAGUUAUUGAAUCAGUGGGGAGCCUGCUCAUUCCAAACCCAUUGCAUUUUGGGAUACUUUCUGUCCUACUGGGUGAUUGGCCUUGUUUUACACUGUAACUUUUUGCCAUGGACCUAAAAACGUUGCCACUCACUGAAUAUAAAACACUUAACCAGAUGUAGGCUAUGGUUAAAUGCCACUUUAUAAGUGUAUAAUGCAAUAAAGAAGAAAAGGUGUCAGCGAGAAAGAUCUUUUUUGUAUACUGGUGUCAGAGGUUUAUUUAUUUUGCAAUUUUCUUGUUUAUUAAAACACUACUAUUAAUUGA
This is a messenger RNA of Alosa alosa (allis shad), 2091 nucleotides long. RefSeq names its product phosphatidylinositol glycan anchor biosynthesis, class V (gene pigv). Lineage: Eukaryota; Metazoa; Chordata; Actinopteri; Clupeiformes; Clupeidae. The coding region runs from base 357 to 1904 and encodes 515 amino acids. Gene Ontology annotation, biological process: GPI anchor biosynthetic process. Gene Ontology annotation, molecular function: alpha-1,6-mannosyltransferase activity; GPI mannosyltransferase activity. Gene Ontology annotation, cellular component: endoplasmic reticulum membrane; mannosyltransferase complex. The transcript is spliced from 3 exons. The record is from RefSeq and is a predicted model, not a curated record.